Molecule: messenger RNA, 1620 nt
Organism: Populus euphratica (Euphrates poplar)
Lineage: Eukaryota; Viridiplantae; Streptophyta; Magnoliopsida; Malpighiales; Salicaceae
Product: allene oxide cyclase 3, chloroplastic-like
Exons: 3
Coding region: 661-1437 (258 amino acids)
Biological process (GO): jasmonic acid biosynthetic process
Molecular function (GO): allene-oxide cyclase activity
Source: RefSeq, a predicted model, not a curated record
AAGCACGAUAGUUGUUUUCUUCUGGACAGGGGAGUGGAAUUUAUUUUAUUUAAUUGGCUAGGACAUGGAAUAGAGACUUCUUUCACGUUUUUUACUCCGUCCGAUUGAGGUGACCCGUAGCUUCCUGGAAACACCUACCUGCCUCGUGUGGAAUACGUGAUGCCUGAAACUGGGUGGGUGAGUGGUUAACGAGUUAACCCUAGCUCUUCUUGUGCACUAAUGGGUUGGACAUGCACCAAUUUGCAUGUGGGUGUUUUGUAACGAAGGAUCCCAUUGGCAUAUUCUCUUGAGGAAAUGAAGCGCUAAAGAUGGCAUUAGAGACCUCGUCUGGAAUGACGGAAGAGGAAGCUCCAUCCAAGCUACCAACCGACCAUGUUCAUGGAAAUGAGCUGCCUGCAAGUUUAUUGCUACUAUAGGCCAAAUGAGAGGCACCCUCCACGAAAUUUAAUUAAAUGAUUUCGAUCUUUCCACAUGCGGCCCAGCUCCACUUCUCCACUUUCCACGAAAAAAAAAAUUAAAAAUAAAAUCCCCACGUGUUCGACAUGAAAUAUUUGAAAAAUCUUCUCUCUCUAUGUACCAUUUCUACUUAGUUUGUGCUGCCAGUCUUCAUUCUUGGCACUCUCUCCUCUUUCCAUCUUUCUAUCAUCACCGGCAUCAUCAAUGGCCUCUACUAGCUCUCUCAAGCCAAUCUCUUCUCUCAAACUCUCUAACCCAGGAUCCCAAUCUCGCUUCCAAUCCCAACAACAAUUGGGUUUCGCUCACUCACAAGCCUUUGCAAUUCAACACCUCAAACUCUCCAAAGAAACUCGUGAUCAAGAUCGUUUCUCAACAAAAAGAAGCUCCAGGGACUUCACCACCAGAGCUUUCUUCUUCAACAAGAAGCCUAGGCCCUCUCCAGUAUCUCCAAAACCAGCUAAAGUUCAAGAGCUGCAUGUGUAUGAAAUCAACGAGCGAGACAGAGGCAGCCCAGCCUUUUUAAAACUGAGUCAAAAGCCCCAAAACUCUCUCGGUGACCUUGUGCCUUUCUCCAACAAGCUUUACUCUGGAGACUUACAGAAACGGCUAGGUAUAACUUCUGGUCUCUGUGUACUGAUCCAAAACGUGCCAGAAAAGAAAGGUGACAGAUAUGAGGCAAUAUACAGCUUCUACUUUGGUGAUUAUGGUCAUAUAUCAGUACAAGGAGCAUACCUGACCUAUGAGGAUACCUACCUAGCUGUGACUGGUGGGUCUGGGAUCUUUGAGGGUGUGUAUGGACAGGUCAAGUUGCAGCAACUUGUGUUUCCUUUCAAGUUGUUUUACACUUUCUAUUUGAAGGGAAUUCCUGAUUUGCCAGCUGAACUUCUGGGACAGCCAGUGACCCCAUCGCCGAGUGUGGAACCGGCUCCUGCUGCCAAGGCCACGGAACCUCUUGGGAUUAUCCAGAACUUCACUAAUUGAUCCAUUUUGUUUAUUUUGUAGCUUAAUUUCUUUUUGCCAUUUUCUUUCCAGUCAAUGUUUGUUCCUCGCCGGAGAAAUUAAUUCUCAACGAUGUACUCGGGGGGGUGGGGAGGGGGGGUGUUGUUGGGAUUGUUUGUUUCUGUAAUGUUGUCGUUAUUUUAAAUUAGUAUCUUUUUUAUAUUA